AUGGAAUUGCUGAUAAUAUGCCUUUCCUUGUGGAUAUUGCAAUGCAAUUCAGUGUACGCGGACUCCAUCAUCCACAUUGGUGCCAUAUUCGAGGAGGGCUCAGCGAGGGAUGACGAAGUCUUCCAGCUGGCCGUCUCCGACCUCAGUCUCAGCGAUGACAUUUUGCAGAGCGAGAAAAUAACCCACUCCAUAAAACUCAUCGAGCCGAACAACCCGUUUCAGGCCGUCCAGGAGGCCUGUGAGCUGAUGACCCAGGGCAUCCUGGCCCUAGUCACCUCCACGGGCUGUGCCUCGGCCAGUGCACUCCAGUCUCUUACGGACGCCAUGCACAUCCCCCACCUGUACAUCCAGCGCCACAGUGAGGGCUCGCCACGCACCGCCUGCCAGCUCAACCCUAGCCCCGGCGGGCAGCGCUACACCCUGGCCGCUCGCCCUCCCGUGCGUCUCAACGACGUCAUGCUCACCCUGGUGGAUGAGCUGCGCUGGCAGAAGUUCAUCAUCUUCUACGACAAUGACUACGAUAUCCGUGGGCUGCAGGGUUUCCUGGACCAGACGUCCAGGCAGGGGAUGGAUGUGUCUCUGCAGAGGGUGGACAGGAACAUCAGUAAGGUGUUCUCCAACCUCUUCACCACCAUGAGGACAGAAGAGCUGAACCGCUACCGGGACACACUCCGCAGAGCCAUCCUGCUGCUCAGCCCCAGAGGAGCACAAGUCUUCAUACAGCAGGCGGUGGAAACCAACCUGGCAUCCAAGGACAGUCACUGGGUGUUUGUGAAUGAGGAAAUCAGCGACACUGAGAUUAUGGAGCUGGCCCAUAGUGCUUUGGGCCGGAUGACUGUGAUUCGCCAGAUCUUCCCCAUGUGGAAGGACAGCAGCACGCGCUGCAUGAGGAGCAACCACCGCAUGUCCUCCCUGCUGUGCGACCCCCAGGAAGGCUACCUGCAGUCCCUGGAGGUGUCCAACCUCUACCUGUAUGACAGCGUGCUGAUGCUGGCCAACGCCUUCUACAGGAAGUUGGAGGACAGGAAGUGGCACAGCAUGGCUAGCCUCAACUGCAUCAGGAAGUCCACCAAGCCUUGGAACGGAGGCUGGUCCAUGCUGGAGACCAUCCAGAAGGGCAGCGUCUUGGGUUUGACCGGAACCAUGGACUUCAAGGAGAAUGGUUCCAACUCCCACGUCCAGUUUGAGAUCCUGGGUUCCAGUUUUAGCGAGACGUUCGGAAAAGAUGUGAAGAGGCUGGCUACGUGGGACUCAGUCCACGGUCUGAAUGGCAGUCUGAAGGAAAGCCGUAUUGAAAACGGCAUGCAGGGCCUAACCAUCAAAGUUGUCACUUUGCUGGAGGACCCUUUUGUGAUGGUGGCUGAGAACAUCUUGGGCCAGCCUAAGAGAUACAAAGGCUUCUCCAUUGAUGUUCUGGAUGCCCUGGCCAAGAUCCUGGGCUUCAAGUAUGACAUCUACCAGGUGGCUGAUAGCAAGUACGGCUCCCAGCUCCCCAACGGCUCCUGGAAUGGCAUGAUUGGAGAGCUCAUCAACAAGAGAGCUGACUUGGCCGUCUCAGCCAUCACCAUCACCCCGGAGCGGGAGAACGUGGUGGACUUCAGUAAGCGCUACAUGGAUUACUCCGUGGGGAUCCUCCUCCGCAAGCCUGAGGAGAAGAUCAACAUCUUCUCGCUCUUCGCACCCUUUGACCUGGCUGUCUGGGCCUGCAUUGCCGCUGCCAUCCCCGUGGUGGGCCUCCUCAUCUUCCUGCUUAGCAGGAUGCAGUCGCUGCGUACCCAGAAUCCUCCAGGGGCACCACAGCAGCCUGGCGGAGUGUCCAGCUCCCUCCACAGCGCCAUCUGGGUUGUGUAUGGAGCUUUCGUGCAUCAAGGGGGCGACAACGUGGUGAGCUCUGUGGCACUGAGGAUCGUUAUGGGCAGCUGGUGGCUCUUCACACUCAUCGUGUGUUCCUCCUACACAGCCAACCUGGCAGCCUACCUCACCGUGUCCCGGAUGGACAACACUGUCCGAACGUUCCAGGACCUGUCGAGACAGAUGGAUGUGUCUUACGGGACGGUGAGGGACUCUGCAGUCUACAACUACUUCAGGAACAAGGGAACCAAUCCUCUGGAACAGGACAGCACGUACGCAGAGCUCUGGAGAACCAUCAGCAAGAACAACGGACAAGACUAUUCAGUUUCUAGUCCUUCAGAGGGCAUUCGCAAGGCCAAGAAGACUCCGUAUGCCUUCCUGUGGGACAUGGCGGUGGUGGAAUACGCUGCCUUGACGGACGACGAGUGUACCAUCACGGUGGCAGGCAGCCGUAUGAGUAGCAAGGGCUACGGCAUAGCCAUGCAGCACGGCAGCCCCUACAGAGACCUCUUCUCUCAGAAGAUCCUAGAGCUGCAGGAGAAGGGGGACCUGGACAUCCUCAAACAGAAGUGGUGGCCUCGCACGGGCCGCUGUGACCUCAACAGCCACUCCAGCGCCCAGCCAGACGGACGCUCCCUCAAGCUGCACAGCUUCGCGGGUGUCUUCUGCGUCCUGGCCGCGGGGCUGCUGCUGGCCUGCCUGGUGGCCGGCUUGGAGGCCUGGUGGAACAGCAACCGCUGCCGGCAAGAGCAGCCCAAAGAGGACGACAAGGAGGUGAAUCUGGAACAGGUGCACCGGCGUAUGAACAGUCUUAUGGACGAGGACAUGGCUCACAAGCAGAUCCCCGGCCCGUCUAUCGAGAUCUCUGCGCUGGACAUCGGCAGCAUGCAGCCCAGCCAGCAGCUGGAGUCUCGGCGGGACUACCCGGCCUCGGCCCUGUCUGUGACCACCUUUCUCCCGGGGGAGGGGGGUCAUCAUGGGGGUCCAGGGGGCCUGGGUCGGACACUAGCCCCCCAGGGUCCUGGCAGCACCCCCCUCCCCCACCCUCUCAGCAGCUCCACCAUCCCCUCCAUUCAGUGCAAACACAGGGCCCCCAACGGGGGUCUGUUCAGGCAGAGCCCCGGCAAGACGCCCAUGCCCAUGUCCUACCAGGGGGUGUCCGCAGGACCCAUACCAGAAGCCAUUGAGCCAACUCACAGUACGUCCAUAUAAGGGAGGCGUCAGUCACCUCAACUCAGCUGAGUUGAGAACCCCCAUCCCCCCACCCACCCCUGCCACUUGGUUUUUGAGGAAGGGAUGAUGGGGGGGGAAAUGUAAUUGAAAAAAAAAGAGAAAAAUGUGUAUUAAACAAACAACUACAAUUUUUAUUACUUCUUCAGAAACCACAAUGUCGUCAAGAGAAAUUGCUAAUUUUUGUUGUAUAUAUUUGUAAAUACUGAGAGAACGAAGUGAGUUAAAAGUGUAUUUUGAAUAUUCUCAAUUUUUGAAGUUGAGUUAUAAAAAACAAACAAAACAAGAUAAAAAGUUAUAUAAAAAAAAAACGACUGUUUGAAUGGCUUUGUAAAUUUUGUUCAAUAUGAAUAAUGACGCAGAUUCAUUGUGAUUGUUUUCUAAGUGCCGAAAUAAAAGAUGUCCCUCCACACUUCAUCAUUAUCGUAGAUGACCAUCCAGCACCA
Molecule: messenger RNA, 3527 nt
Organism: Hypomesus transpacificus
Lineage: Eukaryota; Metazoa; Chordata; Actinopteri; Osmeriformes; Osmeridae
Gene: grid1b
Product: glutamate receptor, ionotropic, delta 1b
Exons: 17
Coding region: 1-3063 (1020 amino acids)
Biological process (GO): monoatomic ion transport; modulation of chemical synaptic transmission; synaptic transmission, glutamatergic
Cellular component (GO): postsynaptic membrane; plasma membrane
Molecular function (GO): transmitter-gated monoatomic ion channel activity involved in regulation of postsynaptic membrane potential; glutamate-gated receptor activity
Source: RefSeq, a predicted model, not a curated record